Molecule: messenger RNA, 3779 nt
Organism: Diabrotica virgifera virgifera (western corn rootworm)
Lineage: Eukaryota; Metazoa; Arthropoda; Insecta; Coleoptera; Chrysomelidae
Product: protein lifeguard 3-like
Exons: 3
Coding region: 362-1123 (253 amino acids)
Cellular component (GO): membrane
Source: RefSeq, a predicted model, not a curated record
CGUAUAUAAACCUAAAGAGGUGUUGAUAGCCACUUAUGCUGAUCUCAGCUAAACAAUCCCACAUCGUUGAAUAUUAUCUACAUCUACAGUUUCAGUUUUAUUUAGGGUUGGCCUCUGGUCUGUUUUGUGUUUGUGUGUAGUAAUGUGCCAUUUUUUGUUAUUAGUAAGCAAAACUGCAUAAGGCAAGAACGCUAAAUCGAUAGACAUAAUAUAAAGUGAGUUUCGAGGAAUUAGUUAUCUAUUGGUUUCUCAAAAGUGUGCGAAACAUUUGAAAAUAAAUCAUAAGGGCUUGUUAUUUGUUAUCACAGCUGUAUGUAAACUACUUUCGUGUGUGAAGUUUAUGUAAUAUAAUCGAAAAACGAUGGAGACAGUAACUGAGACUGGUUCAGAAGUUUUAAUAGACGUUCAAGAUCACAAGCAAAAUCCAAUCGAAGAUGGAUUUAAUUUUAACAACGGAUACAUCAGAGCCAACUUUUAUCUGAAAGUAUUUUGGAUCAUUGGUGCCCAAUUUACUGCAACUUCUAUCUUAACAUAUUAUUUUUUAUUCGACGAUAAUGUAAAAAUUUUUAUCAAGAAAAACUUCGGGGUCUUAAUUGUAGCUGGAGUACUACUAUUUAUGGUGUUAUUAAUCGUAGGUUUUUGUGGGGAAUUAAGAAGAGAGUUUCCUGUAAAUUAUGCAAUACUUAUAUCGUUUACACUGUCAAAAGCUUUUUUGAUUGCAUGUUUAUCGACUGCUUUCGACACUCUCAUUUUAUUGGUUACUUGUGUAAUGAUUUGUAUCACUUGUUUUGGCCUUGGACUUUUUGCAAAUUUAAAUUUUAUAAAGUUUAACGUUUGGAAAGGCCUUCUCUUUUCAUUUAUUUUGCAUUUUGUUGUUCUUGUUACAAUCUUAGCAACUGCUGCAUUUCAUCUGGAAAUAACUGUAAGUACUUCGGUCUCUUUUUGUGUGACCGGGUAUUAUAUAUACGACAUACAACUAAUGGCUAAAAAAAAGCAUGUCUAUGAUCUGCAGCCAUAUGAGUGCAUUUUUGCAGCUGUGUCGGUUUUUAUCGAUUUUCCACAAGUAAUCUAUGAAGUGUGUUUGUGUAAGGCAGUAAGUGGUGAUAUUUUUCGUAGCAUGUAAGGUUUUUACGUUCAUCUCACGGACGAAAAAACAGACACCCUACAAUUUAUGAUAAAAUUAUCAAUUUUUAAUUUGUUUAUCGUAACUUUUGUCAAUGAUACUACUUGAUAAAGUAGACGCGGAAUUCGGUAAGAAUGCGCAAAAAGUUGCGGUAACAAUGUUUGGUAUAAAUGUUUAACAAAUUCGAGUAGUCACUUUAAAGAUAAGUAUUUACCGGUAUUUUGAAUAUCGCAUGCCUCUCCCAACUAAUCCUAUCAACAUACUUCCAAAGUUUAUCCUCUAUCCUGAGCUACAUACUUCCAAUUUGAUCCGGAUAUUGUUUUUAUGUCAUCUACCCAUCUCAUCUGUGGUCUUCCUUCGUAAGGUCUCAAAUAUUAUAUUGUGUCAUUCCAACGUUGGUCUUUUUGUCUAGCGGUAUAUCCUAGACUUUUGUUUUUGAUCUUACCCAGUCGUUCCUCUUUUUAUCUGGAUAGUCGUAUACCUAGCAUGCUCUUUCUAUUGUGGCUAGUUUAUUCAUAUUGGCCUUGAAGGUCCAUGUUUGACAUCCAUAUGUCAUGAUGGGAAGGAUUCACUGGUUGAACACUUUGCGCCUCUCAAGUAUUGAGGUAUUUUGCGUUUCUUAAGUAUCCAACUAAGUGUACCAAAUCCUGCAAACAUCGCAUAAUCAUUGUAAAUUAGUCAUUUUAGAACUUACAGUAAAUACUUGCAUAUUAGUACAGUUAAAAUUAUUAGACGAUAAAUAUGAAACAAGAGAAAUUAAACUUUUUUAAAAAUAAAAAUGUAUACCAUUUUUAUUCAGUUGCAAUGCGAAGGCAAAACAAUCUUACUUUUCAAUUAGAAUACGGAGUGCAGUCCAGUCCCUUGAAUCGCGAUUUUCGGCUCUUAUUGAAGCCUUCAUCGAAAGGAACAUUCCAUGGAGAACAGUGCCUACGUUCCUUCCGAUGAAGGCUUCAAUAAGAGCCGAAAAUCGCGAUUCAAGGGACUGGACUGCACUCCGUAUUCUAAUUGAAAAGUAAGAUUGUUUUGCCUUCGCAUUGCAACUGAAUAAAAAUGGUAUACAUUUUUAUUUUAUAGUCGUAUUACUCCGUAGAGUAACUAGGUGCAUUUUUCCGUUGGAACUUUACCAGCUCCAGACGGGGGAUGUGAAUUGCAUAGUGUAGAAUUCCUUCCCUCUCGUCUUCACUGCAGCAUCCAUUUGACUUGCAAAUUGUAGAAGUCUUGGAGGUGUCACCAGGAAAGUGUACCAAUAAGUUUUCAAUUUAAAAGCCUUUUAGUAAUAUUUUUAAUAUUUUCAAUAUUAAUAAUUUACUAUUAGGAUUGAAAACUACUUCGUCUAAAUUUUUUUUAUUUACUUUUACUUUAAGCACAAAAAAGUAAGUUCAUUGACGGAAUCGAAUUCAAAAUUAUUCUGCACAUCAUAAAUAUUUGAAACAUUUAUUAAAACAUCUCAUUUUUUCUGGACUAAAUCAUCGUUUUGUUGGUCUUGGUACUUGGUCUUCACACAAUGUUGUCACACUGAAUUUUGUUAUUUUGGGUUUAAAUUUUUCUAGCCGAUUUCUGAGUCUACUAUACAAUAGAUUUUCUGAAAUAUGUUAAAUUCUAAUUUAAUGUAUUGAUCAAAAUUAGUCUCAGAGUAAAAUAGAAAGAAAUUAAAACAAAUCAAUAAACUAAGAAAUUGUUAUUCUAUAUUAAUGGGAUGUCUGUUUUUUAGUGAUAGUUAGUUGUUUAUAGUUUGUAUUAGUAUUUUUCCCCAUACCCCAUGGGUAGAAGGGAAUUAGAAUUAGUAUUUUCGUAUUGAUAUUUUUUAACCUCCAACUCAAUGAUAUUUUAGGAACUAAUUUUUGGAACACUACUUGUUUUUUUAGUAAAAAAAAAUUUAUAUUCUGUAAAAACUAUUUUCGUUAUAGAAAAUCUAAGUAAAGUAAAGCAAAAUGUAGGAACGAUAGAAGUAUUUUUUCACAAAUUUGCUCCAUCUUCAGGUAUUGCAAUUUCCUUGGCACCUGAUUUGUGCAAAAAAAUAGUAUCUCAUAUUAAAUCUUAUCUAUCUUCAUGCAUACAAUAGUAGUGCUCCUGCAUUUCUUUGCUUUGUUCCAUUCUCUGGAGAAAUUCUCCAUUAGUUACUCUGUCAGUCCUGAUAUUUUUAACGUGCGUCGGUAUCACCAAGUUUCACAGGCCGCAGACUUAUCCAUUUCAGUUUUCCUAAGGGUCCAAGGCUAUGAUCUUUAAAGGCGAGUAGAAUCUCAACAUUCUCAUUCGGACCUUUUGGUUGAGGCUGCUACAACAAAGAAAUUGUUUGAUCUCUAUAAAUGCUGCUCCUUCUAAUUUUGUAUAAACUAUAAAACGUUUUUUCAGUUUUCUCAUGACUCCUUAUUCAAAGUUAAUUGUUUUUGGAAUCUUAGAACUUAAAAGUUUUAUUUUGUUUUAUCCACAUUAUUUUUUGUUUCAUAUGAAAUAUAAUUUAGCCACUUCAAUAUUUUCAUUAGUAGGUAUGUAAAUUUUAGUGUAUGUAUAUUUUACUGUGAAUUAUUAUUGCGGACGGUGUUCUUUUUAUUAGUUCCCAAAUAUUUUGGGGUGGUACAUAGUACUUAAACAUUGUUGAUUUUAAUAAAUAUAAGUGUAUAUCUUUUUUACCAAUAUAUUUUGUAUAGAAAUAAAA